AUGUACGAAGGGAUUGACAAUCUGAAAUCCCUUUACUACCGUGCCGGGAAGACUUUCUCCGGCGGUCCUUCUGCAGCACAGGAUGUGCCGCGUCGUACUGCUCAACCAGGCCCAGUACGUCAACCAUCAGUUGGGAGCGGGGCUCCCAAGUAUCCCAGGACGGGGGAUAGCCGCGCCACCGGACGAGAUAACUCGUCCGACGUCCGUUCACAUCGCGGUAGCUCAACAGCUGCUCAAAUAUAUAGCGCUGGCCACCGCGAGAGUCAUCUAAUGGAGGUGAAGGAGGAGGGAAAACGCUCUCCAAACUAUCGUGGGGAAGCGUGUAUCCCCAAGAGCCUCUUUGAUCGCGUAACGCAAGCGUUACGCGGCGAUCUCGAACAUGAGCGGGACAGGCGUCUCCAACUGGCGGACACUGUCUUGAAGCAUCAAGCUGAGUUUGCCUUUGCGUAG
Messenger RNA from Peronospora matthiolae, 450 nucleotides. Lineage: Eukaryota; Oomycota; Peronosporomycetes; Peronosporales; Peronosporaceae. The record is from the annotation of a GenBank genome assembly.